AUGGUAUUCACCGGUUACGAAGGUGUUGGGCGUCAACGUCCAAAAGAUUCUGAAUGGCUACAGUGUGUUAAGAAUCCAGACUGGGAUCAGAAUCUGGCCAAGUAUGGAGAUGAGGAUCUUGUGGCCACCGGGGAACAGGAGCUUCAACCCUCGUUGAAUCGAGUGGUAAGCCUCAUUGAUUACGAUCUGUCCAUAAAGCAUCCAUUGGAGCACACUUGGACGCUGUGGCAUUGGGAGAACGAUCGUCACAAGAGCUGGAGUGACAUGCUCAGCGACGUGACGAGCUUCAAUACCGUUGAGGAUUUCUUCAGUGUGUACUACUUCAUCAAGCCACCAUCGGACUUGAAGAUUUAUAAUGACUAUAUGGUGUUCAAAGAAGGUGUUCGUCCCAUGUGGGAGGAUGACGUCAAUAAGGAGGGUGGUCGCUGGAUGAUGCUUUUGGACAAAGUUUCUAAGACAUUUAUGGAUAAGAUUUGGCACGAUUUGCUUUUAUGCACCAUUGGUGAAUGUUUUGAUUACUCUGAACAAAUUUGCGGCGUGGUCAUCAAUGUGCGCCAUAAGGCCAACAAGUUAUCUCUUUGGACUAAGGACUCCCGCAAUGUCCAGGCUAUUCUUUCCAUUGGCAAACAGAUGAAGCAGAUGCUACCACUCGGGAAUCUCGAGAUCCAGUACCAGGUGCACAAGGACGCUAUGGUGCAGCACGGUCCGAAUGUGAACGCUAUAUACAAGUUGUAGUCGCCAAACGACCACCUUUCCGAGUCGGUAAACCACAUCAAAGUACAAGAAUGUGGAAAGACCGUCGGAAGGAACACUCGCGAGAACGACAUCGUAAAUGCUCAGUUCCUGGCUAGAAAUGUGCAUAUACGAUCGGCUCGUCGUAGGGCGAUCUAUAUAUACAUAUAUAUAUUAUUAUAAAAUAAGAAACAUAUUUCAUCUAUGCACCGAUUCUUUAGGAACGAAUUCGGUUGUACCAC
Drosophila bipectinata is the source of this 974-nucleotide messenger RNA. It is a transcript of the gene eIF4E3, whose product is annotated as eukaryotic translation initiation factor 4E3. Gene Ontology annotation, molecular function: translation initiation factor activity; RNA 7-methylguanosine cap binding. The record is from RefSeq and is a predicted model, not a curated record. NCBI's taxonomy places the organism in Eukaryota, Metazoa, Arthropoda, Insecta, Diptera, Drosophilidae. Gene Ontology annotation, cellular component: cytoplasm; eukaryotic translation initiation factor 4F complex. Gene Ontology annotation, biological process: translational initiation.